GCCCUCAGCCGGAGCCUGGCGUCGGUUUUGCGACAGCCGUAAGUGCGGGCGGGCGGCGGAGCGGAGCGGACGGGGCGGCGGCGCGAUGAGGCCGCAGCAGGCGCCGGUGGCGGGCAAGGUGUUCAUCCAGCGCGACUACAGCGGUGGGACGCGCUGCCAGUUCCAGAGCAAGUUCCCCGCCGAGCUGGAGAACCGGAUUGACAGGCAGCAGUUUGAGGAGACAGUCCGGACGCUGAACAACCUCUACGCAGAAGCUGAAAAGCUCGGGGGCCAGUCUUACCUGGAGGGCUGCCUCGCCUGCCUGACUGCCUACACCAUCUUCCUGUGCAUGGAGACACACUAUGAAAAGGUUCUAAAGAAAAUUGCAAAGUUCAUUCAGGAACAGAAUGAGAAGAUCUACGCUCCUCAGGGCCUUCUGCUGACAGACCCCAUCGAAAGAGGAUUAAGAGUUAUUGAAAUUACCAUUUAUGAAGACAGAGGUUUGACCAGUGGAAGAUAAAACUGUGGAGUCUCAGAUGAAAGCUCACCGGUGGACUUGCUGUACCAAGGUUCCCCUACCUCCUACUUUAGAGCAUCAUUCCUUUCUCUGCUGCCAGAUCCACAGUGCCAUCUACUACAAGGACUAACUUCCUCAAACUGCUCCCCAGGGGGUGACCUAGCUGGUCAGCAUCCACUUUGCAGUAGAUUUGGAAGCAACAGGAUCACUUUUUCAUUUUUGUUUCUUUUGUUUUUUAUUUUGUUUUUUUCUCAAGAAAAGGCAGAAGUGGUAAAGCUGUGUUGUCUCCUGAAAGAAAUGGGGCUCUCAGCCCAGCAGAGGUUUGUUUUAGUCCUGUAAGUGCAGUGCUGUUCAUCCCUGGUUCUUAAACCCUUCUGUGUGUCAGUUGGGCUUUGGAAAGCUCCAGCUCAAAGCUGGCAAUUUCCCUCCAGCCCAGUGUAAGAGUGCAGAGAUACACAGUGCCUCUUCCAGUGAGGAGUGACUCAAGGCACCGUCCUUGUGGAAAACCAGAAGGGAAAAUGUUCCUUGAGUUAAGGUCUGGGUUAUCCCUGGGGGAGGGGGCUGUAGCCAGACUUUAACCCUGGUGGUUUUUCUGCCCCCGUGUCUGUGCUGGUGUUGGCCCCAUCAGUGCUCACAAGAGGGGCCUGGUCACUCAUGAAACAGUGAGCACAGUAAAGUGGAUGCUGAGCCAAUCAAAAUAACGAUUCCCACCCUUCUCUGAUUAACAUGUGAAGUGUAAAACUGUUUCUUUAUGGAUUUCUUACAUAUAAUUUAUAGGAAAACAUUGAUUUGACAAACUGUAAGAUACUGUGUAAGAUGGAUUUCUUAAUUCUGUCUCUGGCACACGCUGAGGAGCUGAGCUGUGCAUCCCUCAGCGUCCCCGUGCAUUGCUCAGCAGUACCUGCACGAGUGAAUUCCCCACACUCCAAGCUGGCUGAAUCCUUUCUCUCACAUCCUUUGCCCAUGUCAGAGCCCAGGUGUGGCAGGAACUCAGGAGUUCAGAGGAGACACUUUGGUGGAGGGGCUGGCUUGGUUGGUGGUGGUGCUGCAGGUGCUAAUUCUGGACAUGGAACUCCAGGCUCAUUCCUCAGCCACUGGGGGGGUUGAGAUUUGAUUAAUAUUUUCAUUGUAUAAAUUUGUUUUUUCUAAACUGUAACAGUGUUUGCCUUUCACAGCUGUUGCAAUAUGGGCAGAAGUACUGAUGGAUCAGUAAACCUUUUCUUAAACUGUG
Molecule: messenger RNA, 1727 nt
Organism: Passer montanus (Eurasian tree sparrow)
Lineage: Eukaryota; Metazoa; Chordata; Aves; Passeriformes; Passeridae
Gene: GOLGA7
Product: golgin A7
Exons: 5
Coding region: 86-499 (137 amino acids)
Biological process (GO): peptidyl-L-cysteine S-palmitoylation; Golgi to plasma membrane protein transport; protein targeting to membrane
Cellular component (GO): palmitoyltransferase complex; Golgi stack
Source: RefSeq, a predicted model, not a curated record